GCAGUGAACGUCGUCACUUCACGAGGCUACAAGGAAGUAAUUUUUUUUCUCCUGCUUUUUAUAUAUAUUUAGGACGGAGUAAUAAUAAACAUAGAGUACAAGAAACGGACCGGAGCAGACCUCACUUCGAAAGCUUUUGGAGUGGCACAUAACUGGGGAAAGGAAUGGCAGGCGUGCUUUUGGCAGUGGCUUUGACAAUCGCAGUUCUUGUAGGUUGUGCAGAUGGCCAUGCUCACGCGAGGCACACACGGAGCUUGAUAAACUUGGCGGAGCUCAUCAAGUGUGUCACUGGGAAACACGCGUGCGACUACAAUGCUUAUGGAAACUGGUGUGGCAUAGGAGGGAGCGGAACUCCGGUGGACGAAAUUGACGGGUGCUGCCAGCGUCAUGACUGGUGCUACGACAGACUAAUAGCUAAUAGCUGUUGGCCUCGGUGGACCCCCUAUAACUACACGUGUAAGGACACCCUGGUCAACUGUGGUAACGAUGACGGAAGUUGCCAGGCGCAGAUGUGUGCAUGUGACAAGGAAGUGGUGGAGUGUUUCGCAAGGGGCACAUAUAAUCCUGCGAACAAAAAGAAAAAUUUGUUUUGCUAGACAAAGCACGGAAUGGAGGGAAAAUCCCAGCAAGAAGACUGGAAAAACCCAGUACAAUGCCACCUUAAGUAAAACCCAACGCAGUGGCAAUUUCAACGUUUUUUAAAAUCAGGCUUGACUUUGUUUGCUUUAGAUUUGCUGUACUGUGAAACGCUGAGAAAGAACGUUCCAUUUUUCUUCGCAACCAGUUAAACCUGAAUCAGGAACAUUAAUGAUUUAAAACAAUAUUUCUGCUGCAGAUCUACGUUGGCGUGAUUGUUUUUGAAUUCCAUUGAUUCAAACUGAAUAUUAUUUCACAAUAUAUGUUUUUGUUCAAAAUCAUGUCAGUGAUUUUACAUUUCGAAAACAUCUAGGAAAUAAUUAGAAUUGUUUAAGCUUAUCCGUAAUAAGAAAGUAAUUAAAUAUCUGAACGAUUUAAAAUAUGUCAUUACAUCUGGUUAUGGUUGCUAAUCUUCCAAACACCGAAUUCAAUAACAUCCCAUCAAACAGACUCAUACUACACACAUCAUUCAGUACAACCUCAUUGCCUGUAAUCAAGCACUGUGGAUGCGAGGGUUGGUGAAUCACACAAAUGUUGUAAACCGCCCUUCCUAUAUGGGCAUGGAGGUGCCAUACCUUGACUUUGCCAGGCGAAAGGUGAUGCAGCAAAAGGUGGACACAUAUCACAUCUGGUCCCUUCUUUGUGAGAUACAGCGUUGCCCCCUUGCACAUGUGCUUUCCUCUGGGUCCUACGGUUUCCUACUACAUGUAAACACUCGUUGCUUUGCUGAAAGUAUCUUCAUCGUUGGCGUAUGGCUGCUGCCUUCUUGCUUUUCUGUCUGUGGUUCCUCCCCGCACCUCUGGUCGAGAGUGAAUGAAUAAAAAUUUAAUGUAUUAUUAGUAUUACUGUUAUUGCUUUAAUAAAGGUAUGAAACAUCAA
This is a messenger RNA of Lethenteron reissneri (Far Eastern brook lamprey), 1515 nucleotides long. RefSeq names its product basic phospholipase A2 4-like. The record is from RefSeq and is a predicted model, not a curated record. Gene Ontology annotation, biological process: phospholipid metabolic process; arachidonate secretion; lipid catabolic process. NCBI's taxonomy places the organism in Eukaryota, Metazoa, Chordata, Hyperoartia, Petromyzontiformes, Petromyzontidae. Gene Ontology annotation, molecular function: calcium ion binding; phospholipid binding.